CUGAUUAGUCCUGAACGUGAAAAACCAUUUAUAGUGGAGAUUAACAGCUCACAGCCAAUAUACCCUGAAUUUAAGAGAUAAGACGUUAAGAAGGUUUUAACAAGUCGUUUGACAUCUUUCCCUGACGUAAUUACAGCGCCGAGUUCGGCCAAAUUUCAAGCAAGACGCCACAAUUUUGUGUUCUCAAAAAGAGCAGCCGUUCAUUCAGCUUUGCCUUUGGAAAACUUUUAUAACGAAAUGCCGGCAAAAUACGGAAAGGAGCCAGGACUUUUGCAAGAGACAAUCAGUAAGUUAACCUACAAGAGUGAAUAUGCGACAAAUUAUACAGGGGAACGUGUCCCAAUACAGAACAUCCGAAUUCCAACAGGAUUAAGGCCGUGUGUUAGGAUGUCUGCAUGGGACGAGGCUCAGAAACCAGAGACCUCUCGGGUGAUUCAAUUACCAUUUCACCAAAGGCGAAACCAUCCUGCCAGAAUAAAUCUGCAAGGAUUACAGCCAUCGCCAACCGCAAGAGCAAAAAGUGCUGUUCAAAGACCCAGCAGCAACAUUUCCGAAUUGAGUCGAAGCGGUGGUCGGAAAUCUACGAUUCCGAUGUCGGCAGGCUCGAGGCACGAAAGACCUGGUAGGAAAGAUUUACUCAACCGACCCCACAGCUUAGUGGCACGAAGACCGCAGAGUGAACUUUCGCGUUAUCCGAAAGAAUUUCGUUACAUUGACAAACAGUGCUUCUUCCAUCCGGCGAACGAGCCAACGAGAGGCUUCUUUGUCAUUAGCCCAGACUGGGUAUCCGAGCGUAGGAAUUACUUUAUACGCAAGAAUACUUUGUUUGGUUAAGUUAGCUCGGUCUGACUUAGGCCAAUAAUCACUGAUGAAUUACUAAUGAGUAUCGACCCUGCUAUCAAAUUAACAUAACCUAUAAAAAUGAUAAUCAGUGUUUACACUUUCAUUUUGGAAAAUUGAGUGCUUUCGUCACAAUUUUGUCAUUACAGCAUCUGAGUCUGUAAAAUACACAUUUGUUUAAACUCGAGGUGCAGUGUGAAGGUCUUUCUGAAACCAAGAGAUCACAAUCUCUUGCUGAAACGUAACAGUCCUUCUUCCAUCUAUGUUUUGCUCGUAGCCUUGUGACCUUGGUCUAAAUUUGAAGGUUGAGGAAAAGCAAUUAAACCGCGAAGAGCGAUUUCCUCUUUCUAUUAUCGACCACGAGGGCUACUCGAAAUUAUUUCCCUUCGACAGGAAGCAGUUUUGCUCUCGAUCGAUUGGAAUCAAUCUUUUCAAUUGACGACCAAACUCAAAAUCUGCCAACGUUCUAGC
Messenger RNA from Pocillopora verrucosa, 1311 nucleotides. RefSeq lists its product as uncharacterized. The record is from RefSeq and is a predicted model, not a curated record. Lineage: Eukaryota; Metazoa; Cnidaria; Anthozoa; Scleractinia; Pocilloporidae.